Messenger RNA from Lycium ferocissimum, 465 nucleotides. RefSeq lists its product as uncharacterized. The transcript has a single exon. Bases 1 to 465 code for a protein of 154 amino acids. The record is from RefSeq and is a predicted model, not a curated record. Lineage: Eukaryota; Viridiplantae; Streptophyta; Magnoliopsida; Solanales; Solanaceae.
AUGAAGGACCUAGGAAAGCUAACAAUUUUUUUGGUUUUGGAGAUGAGUUAUGGAAAAGAAGGCAUACGAUUGAGUCAACAAAAGUAUGCAGAAGAUCUUGUUCAGUUAGUGAAUCUCACUGAUCAUAAGAAGGACGUUCAUACUCCAAUGGAAGCGAAUACGAAAUACAGAAAAGAGGAAGGAGAGCUUUUUGGAGAUCAGACUUUGUAUAGACGUUUUGUUGGAUCACUUAUCUAUCUUACGAUGAGUCGUCCUGAUAUCUCCUAUGCAGUACAAGUGUUAAGUCAAUUCGUUACCAAGCCCUACAACAUUUACUACUCAGCUUUGCUUAGGGUUAUUAGAUACAUAAGAGGUAGUGUGAAUCGAAGUCUCUUAUUUCCAUCAUCUUCAUCGUUGGACAUUGUGGGAUACGCUGAUGCAGAUUGGGAAAGAUGCCUUGAUUUAAGACGAUCCACUACAGGCUAG